Molecule: messenger RNA, 765 nt
Organism: Nasonia vitripennis (jewel wasp)
Lineage: Eukaryota; Metazoa; Arthropoda; Insecta; Hymenoptera; Pteromalidae
Product: piggyBac transposable element-derived protein 3-like
Exons: 1
Coding region: 1-765 (254 amino acids)
Molecular function (GO): sequence-specific DNA binding
Source: RefSeq, a predicted model, not a curated record
AUGUCGAGACGGAGAGUUAGGGAUCUACCUGAUUUAGUUGAGGAUUCUGAUAUUGACGAAGAUCAAUAUGUCGAUAUAGCAUUUGUUCCUGCUGAUCAUGAAAGUUCAGAUGGAGAUUCGGAUGUUGAUCUAGAAGAAGAUAUAACAUCUCAUGAUCUUCCUACAGGUUCUUACGAACAUGUGAAAAGUACUUACGCAAGUACUCAAAAAUUGUUGGAGCCGAAUCAUAUUUACGAUUGGGAAGAUGAUACUCUGGAUAAUAUAUCUCCUGAUAUCGAGGACAACUCCAAUCUGUCAGCUAUUUCUCCAUUGUUUUUUAAAAAUUCCUUAGAAUUAUUCGAGUUAUUCUUCUCGGAAUCGAUGAAGAAUCAUGUUGUGGACGCUACUGCUGAGAAUCAUUUCAAUUUGUCUAAAAAUGAUCUAGAAAGAUUUAUUGUAAUCAUAAUGAUUACUAUUUUCAAUUCUAGAAAACGUCUUUAUGAUUAUUGGUCGACAAAACAAAUCCUAGAGUGUCCAAUCAUUACCGAACUUAUGACGAGAAAUAAAUUUGUUACCAUCAAGAAGAAUAUUCGAUUUUACAAACAUCAAGAUAAAAAUCCAACUGACAAAGUUUGGAAAGUAAGAACGAUGUAUGACAUGUUCCGUGAGAAUUGCAUGCAAUUCGGUUUCUUCGACUACAACCUAUCGGUAGAUGAGCUAAUGGUGAAAUAUUUCGGUAGAUUUGGUAUCAAGCAGUGUAUCAGGAAUAAGCCAGGUUUGGAAUAA